Messenger RNA from Bipolaris oryzae ATCC 44560, 507 nucleotides. RefSeq lists its product as uncharacterized. Lineage: Eukaryota; Fungi; Ascomycota; Dothideomycetes; Pleosporales; Pleosporaceae. The record is from RefSeq and is a predicted model, not a curated record. The transcript is spliced from 3 exons. The coding region runs from base 1 to 507 and encodes 168 amino acids.
AUGCGUUUCCAAGCUACCGUUCUCGCCGUUGCGGCCACCUUCGCUUUCGCCAGCGCCCAGGACCUCUCCGCUGUCCCUCAAUGCGCUAUCCCUUGCUUCGUCGCUGCUCUCCCCGCCUCCAAGUGCGGUGCCACCGACAUCGCGUGCCAGUGCACCACCGGCCGUCAGCCCCUGCAGGAGUCCCUCAUGGCCUGCGUUCCCACCAAGUGCUCCCAAGAGGACGCUCUUAAGAUCAUCCCUGCCGUCUCUGGCCUCUGUGCCUCCGCUGGUGUCUCUAUCAGCGACAUCCCCACUACCGUUGGCUCCGCCACUGGCAGCGCUGCCGCCACUCCCUCUGGUAGCCCGCAGUCUAACGCCGCUUCCUCUCCUACUCCCUCUGGCGCCAGGCCCACUGUCUCUGGCACCUCGUCGGGCUCCCCUGCCCAAUCCACUGGCGCUGCUUCCGGCAACACCGCUGCCAUUGGUGCUGUCGCCCUUGGUCUCGCCGCUGCUGCCUUUGGCUUGUAA